This is a messenger RNA of Antechinus flavipes (yellow-footed antechinus), 1680 nucleotides long. RefSeq names its product CKLF like MARVEL transmembrane domain containing 5 (gene CMTM5). The transcript is spliced from 4 exons. The coding region runs from base 772 to 1293 and encodes 173 amino acids. The record is from RefSeq and is a predicted model, not a curated record. Gene Ontology annotation, cellular component: membrane. Lineage: Eukaryota; Metazoa; Chordata; Mammalia; Dasyuromorphia; Dasyuridae.
CUCCCUUUGUCCUUGGGUCCCACCGGCAGGCCACAACCCGGGCCUGGGGGAUAGCCUGGGCUGGGCUCCAGCUUCCUUCCCCCAUGGUGGGGAAGGAGAAAGAAGGAGAAAGGAUGGUGAAGGAGCGGGGAAAGUCACUCCGCUAAUCAAUGACACAAAAGUCCUCAGGGUUCAGGGCCUUUGGAGCGCCCAGCCCUUUCCUCUUGGUUCCAGAGCUCUGUUUGGGUUUCCCUCCGGUCCCGAGACUUCUUUCUCUGAGGCUCUCUUCUCUGCCUUCUCUUUGGGGCGGGGGUUGGCUGUGGGAAGGGGGAAGGCUUAAGCACUUCUCUCCACCCCGAUCCUUCACCACCUGGUCCUCCUCUUCCUCCUCCUCCCGGCUCCCUGGCACUGCUAGAACAUCUUCCAGGCACAGCUCAGGGGACAGAGAGCAGCCUUCUGGCCUGAGCAAUUUGUCCUUUCCCACCCAGUCUCUACUUCAUCUGCUUCCUCCUCCUCCUCCUUCCCUUCCUCCUCCUCUUCCUCUUUCCAGCUGCCUCUGCCUCUGCCCAGCCUUUCUCCUACCUUCAUUCUUUUGGUGAUCUGUUCCCCUCAAUUUAUUCCUUGCCCCCUUUCUAUCUCCCUCCUCCCCUCACCCUCUCAUUCCCUCCUUCCCCUUCCCCAUUCCAGAUUUCCGGUUUCCUUCCUGGGGCCAGGAGUGAAGACUCCUUGCCUUUUCCAUCUGCUGUCCCUGGUCUAUCACUGCUCUGCCUAGCCCCCAGUCCCUCUGCAGAGAUGCUGAGUGCCAGAGACAAGCCUCCAGAGGAGAGGGCGGCUUCGGGGCUUCAGGGCUUUGCCAUCGACAAGAGCUUUCUCACCAACCCCAAGGGCAUCCUUCUGGAAGUCGAGCUGGCUCUGACCUUCAUCAUGGCCAUGUGCUUUGCUGCCUCCGUCUCGGCCUACAUGGCGGCGCCCCUGCUUGAGUUCCUCAUCACGCUGGCCUUCAUCUUCCUCUACGCCACCCACUACUACCUGCGCUUCCAGCGCCUCAACUGGCCCUGCUUGGACUUCCUCCGCUGCGUCAGCGCCGUGGUCAUCCUCCUCGUCGUGUCCUUCGCGGCCGUAGCCUCUCGGGAGGGACCCGCCAUCGCCGCCUUCGUUUUCGGAGUUAUCGUUGUUUUCGUCUUUGUCUACGAUGCCUUCAAGAUCUACCAGGCAGAGAUGGCGCCCAGCCCUCCCCAGGGUGAGUGGGUCCAGCCCAGAGCCGUCGUCCUCUCGCUGGCCCCUGAGGAGAAGCGGUACGGAGGGAGGGCUUAGCCCGAGUCCUCAUGCUCUCUGUGCUACCUUUUCUCUAGGAGAACCCCAGUAGGACCCAACCCCAAAGUUCUGGUUUCUCCCAUGAAUCCUGCAGUUCCUAAAAGCUUCCGAAACCUGCUGGAUUUCCAGGAACUCCCCUGCCCGAGAGAAAUCAGCAGGGGGACAGAGUCCCCCCGGGGCCACCAAGCCCACAGAAUCUCCAGUGGGUCUUCAGCCAGCUCUCCCGCAGCAAGACCCGGGUUGCCACUGGACCGAAGCCGGCAGACUGACGCUGGUGGUUGGGUGGGAAGCGAAGGAAAAGAGAGACAAGUUGGGGAAAGGGUUGGGUCUGGUUAAUCCCUCAGGUCCCAGACUUCAUAAAUUAAAGGUGUCAAAUCUUGGGCCCGA